CGACACGAUGGAGAUUCCCCACCUGGAGACACGCUGGGACUAUCGGUUGCGGCGUGAAAGCUGUCUGGUGAACCUGUAUCCCCACCCAAGCACGCUGUCGAAGGCGUACGUCGACCUGGUCGCCGCCUGGGGCUGGAAGUCGUUCACCAUCAUCUACGAGACGAACGAGGGCCUCGUGCGUAUGCAGGAGCUACUGAAGGCGCACGGUCUGUCCGACUAUCCGAUCACCGUGCGCCAGCUGAGCGAUUCCGGUGACUAUCGGCCACUGCUGAAGCAGAUUAAGAACUCGGCCGAAUCCCACAUCGUGCUGGACUGCUCGACCGAGCGCAUCUACGAGGUAUUGAAGCAGGCCCAGCAGAUCGGCAUGAUGAGCGAUUAUCACAGCUACCUCAUCACUUCGCUGGAUCUGCACACUAUCAACCUGGACGAGUUCAAGUACGGUGGCACCAACAUCACCGCGUUCCGGUUGGUAGACCCGGAGAACCCGGAGGUAGCGCAAGCGAUCCACAACUGGACCAUCGGCGAGACGCGGCUCGGCAAGAAGGUUGACUUCAAGUCGGCGGUACGUACAAGCAAUUUCGAGAACGUGACCAUAAUUAAGGCGGAAACGGCGCUGAUGUACGAUGCGGUGCACCUGUUCGCCAAGGCACUGCACGACCUGGACACCAGCCAGCAGAUCGACAUCCACCCGCUGUCCUGUGACACGCAGGACACAUGGCCCCACGGUUACAGUCUGAUCAACUACAUGAAAAUCGUGGAGAUGCGUGGCCUGACGGAUGUGAUCAAGUUUGACCACCAGGGCUUCCGGAGCGACUUCGUGCUGGACAUUGUCGAGCUGGGGCCGCAGGGUCUGCGGAAGAGCGGCACCUGGAACUCGACCUCGGGCGUGAACUUUACGCGCACGUACGGCGAGCACCAGAAGGAGAUCGUCGAGAUCCUGCAGAACAAGACGCUGAUCGUGACGACGAUCCUGUCCGCGCCGUACUGCAUGCGGAAGGACUCGGCGGAGAAGCUGACCGGCAACUCGCAGUUCGAGGGCUACGCGAUCGAUCUGAUCCACGAGAUUUCGAAGAUUCUCGGCUUCAACUACACGAUCCGGCUGGCGCCGGACGGUCGCUACGGGAGCCACAGCAAGGAGACGGGCGAGUGGGACGGCAUGAUCAAGGAGCUGCUGGAGCAGCGGGCCGAUCUGGCGAUCGCCGACCUGACCAUCACCUUCGACCGGGAGCAGGUGGUUGACUUCACGAUGCCGUUCAUGAAUCUCGGCAUCUCGGUGCUGUACCGGAAGCCGGUAAAGCAGCCGCCCAACCUGUUCUCCUUCCUGUCGCCGCUCUCGCUCGACGUCUGGAUCUACAUGGCGACCGCGUACCUGGGCGUUUCGGUGCUGCUGUUCAUCCUGGCGCGCUUCACGCCGUACGAAUGGCCAACGCCUAACCCGUGCGAUCCGCACCCGGAGAAGCUGCAGACGCAGUUCACGCUGAUGAACUGUAUGUGGUUUGCGAUCGGCUCGCUGAUGCAGCAGGGCUGCGAUUUUCUGCCGAAGUUCACCCCGUACGAGUGGGAAAACCCGCACCCCUGCAACCGGGAGCCUAUGUUCCUGGAGAACAGCUUCACGCUGCUGAACUCGCUCUGGUUCACGAUCGGGUCCCUCAUGCAGCAGGGUUGCGAUAUCGCCCCCAAGGCCGUCUCGACUCGGAUGGUGGCCGGCAUGUGGUGGUUCUUUACGCUGAUCAUGAUCUCAUCGUACACCGCCAACCUGGCGGCGUUCCUCACCGUCGAGCGGAUGGACUCGCCGAUCGAGUCGGCCGAAGACCUGGCGAAACAGACGAAGAUCAAGUACGGGGCGCUACGGGGCGGCAGCACGGCCGCCUUCUUCCGGGACUCGAACUUCUCCACGUACCAGCGGAUGUGGUCGUUCAUGGAGUCGGCCCGACCCUCCGUCUUCACCGGCAGCAACGUCGAGGGGGUCGAGCGGGUGGUGAAGGGCAAGGGCAGCUACGCUUUCCUGAUGGAGUCGACCUCGAUCGAGUACGUGAUCGAGCGGAACUGCGAGCUCACCCAGGUCGGCGGGAUGCUCGACUCGAAGGGCUACGGUAUCGCGAUGCCCCCGAAUUCACCCUUCCGGACGGCGAUCAGUGGCGCGGUGUUGAAGCUACAGGAAGAAGGAAAACUCCACAUACUGAAGACCCGCUGGUGGAAGGAGAAGCGAGGCGGUGGAUCAUGCCGGGAUGACACAUCAAAGUCGAGCUCCACCGCGAACGAGUUGGGGCUGGCCAACGUAGGCGGAGUGUUCGUCGUGCUGAUGGGUGGCAUGGGCGUGGCGUGCGUCAUCGCGGUGUGCGAGUUCGUCUGGAAAAGCCGGAAGGUGGCCGUCGAGGAACGGGUAAGCCCCAUUCUGCACUGA
This is a messenger RNA of Anopheles bellator, 2404 nucleotides long. It is a transcript of the gene KaiR1D, whose product is annotated as glutamate receptor ionotropic, kainate 2. The record is from RefSeq and is a predicted model, not a curated record. Gene Ontology annotation, biological process: modulation of chemical synaptic transmission; synaptic transmission, glutamatergic. Gene Ontology annotation, molecular function: transmitter-gated monoatomic ion channel activity involved in regulation of postsynaptic membrane potential; glutamate-gated receptor activity. Lineage: Eukaryota; Metazoa; Arthropoda; Insecta; Diptera; Culicidae. Gene Ontology annotation, cellular component: plasma membrane; postsynaptic membrane. The coding region runs from base 8 to 2404 and encodes 798 amino acids. The transcript has 15 exons.